AGCAUACUAACUUUUUGGCCAAUUAAAGUAAUGACGUACAGUACAAAGACUUGAUAAAAUAUACAAGUCAAAAUUUUCAACCAUCCCUCAGCCUAUUUUAAGGCCCUCUCUCACUAAUACACGUCUUAGUUCUUACCCUUUCCCCCUCAAAUGAACAACUCCGCCAUCAUAACUAGCACUGCCGCCGGAGCUGCCGUCAAAUGCCGUAAAAAGCUCCACCAAUAUAAUCAGUAUCAGUCCUUGAUCCCUGGACUUCCUGAUGAUAUAGCUCAAAUUUGUCUAUCUCUUGUUCAAGAACCUUUGACUCUUUACUCCGUUUGUCAAUCGUGGCGCCGGCUUGUUUAUUCUCCUCCUUUCCCCCCCUUUUUAUCCAUCUAUUCCUUAUUGAAGCCUUUACAAUACAACAACAUAUCCAGCGUAAUCUCACACGUGAGAUCUGGCGAACGUAGAAUGUACGCAGACCUCACUCUUAUCUUGAAAGAUGGUGAGACUUCUGAAAGACCCUCGGCUCAAGUAAAAAAUUCUGUUGAGUUUGCGAAUUUCGAUCCGAUUUCAGCAAAAUGGCAGUUACUUCCUCCUCCACCACUUGACCCACCUCUACGUCUCCUUCUCCGCCACCCUUCCUUCAUCUCCCGCCACCUUCCUAUUCAAUCGGUUAGCGUUUCUGGCAAUUUAAUAAUCCUCACCGCGACAACUGAUCAUAUGCUCCGGGCCUUAUCCCGUCCCCUUGUGUUCAACCCGCUCACCCACAAGUGGACUUAUGGCCCCCCACUCGCUAUCCCGAGACGCUGGUGCGCUGCAGGCGCGUCGCAGGGCGUGGUGUAUGUCGCGAGUGGGAUUGGGUCCCACUAUAAUCUCGAGGUAGCUCGAACAGUUGAAAAGUGGGACCUCAAAAGUUAUAAUAAUUGUAACCAACAACAACAUCAGUGUAAUUCUAGAAGCGACAUCAAAAGUAACCGUAACCAACAACAACAACGUAAUAAUCCCACAUGUGGGGUUAAAAACAAGGGAUGGAAAUGGGAAAAACUGAGUGGUCUCAAAGACGGGAAAUUCAGUAGGGAAGCGAUUGAAGCAAUAGGUUGGAGAGAGAAGCUAUGUAUGGUAAACGUAAAAGGCGAUGCAGCAAAGGAAGGAAUAAUCUACGACAUCGAAAGCGACACGUGGCAGGAGAUGCCUGAGGGAAUGUUAGUAGGUUGGAGAGGUCCAACGGCUGCAAUGGAGGAGGAAAUAAUUUACACGGUGGAUGAAUCGAAAGGAGCAUUGAGGAAAUAUGAUCAAGAAAAUGAUAGUUGGAUUGAGAUUCUUGAGAAUGAGAUGCUUAAAGGUGCACAACAUAUGGCUGCUGCUGGUGGUAAAGUGUGCGUGGUUAAUGGCGGCGGUGAUGGGAUAGUAGUGGUGAAUGUGUUGGCAGAGCCUCCGAGUUUGGUGGUGGUGGAAACUCCGGUAGGGUUUCAGGUUUUGGAUGUACAUAUUUUGCCAAGGAUGAGCCAAUUGGAUGAAUGUUGACUAGUUUUUUUUUUUUUCUUUCAAUUUUUUUCAGGUAAGUUUUGGUUACUUGUCAAUUUGUUGUUAGUUCUUUUAUGUCUUUUUACAUGAAUAUCUUUCUUAAUGGGGAAAAAUAUAUGUAUACAAUUUGACAUAAAUUCUCGCCAUAGAAAAAUGUGAACAUUCUUUUAGAUUGGUAUAUAGAUAUUGAGAAAAUAAAUCUGGUGGCACUGCUGAUGUGUGAAUUUCAUAUUUACAUAAUGACCAUAUGAUAUUCUCCUCAAGAUCAUUGCGCCUAGCUCGUGAUUCUUCAUGAGAUUGUACAUUACAAGCGUGAGAAUCCCGAGGCGGAUUUAGAAUUUAAAUUUUAGUGGUUUAACAUCUUAAAUUUUUAGCAUUAAAUCAUUGUAUUUCUAAAGUUAUGGAUUCAUAUAUAAUAUUUAUUGUAAUUUUAGUAAAAAUUUUAUACAUAAAUUUAUGUUCCCCAUCGAAAGUUUGGAGUUCAAUUGAACCCCAAGUUAUAAUGCUCCAUCCGCCUCCGGGUGAAUUUCCAAUGCUCUUUCCUUCUAUGUUGACAAAUGACAAUAGUACUUAUGUUUGUUCAAUAUCUCUCAAUUCAGUGUUUGAUGAUUAAGAUAUGUAGUCAAUUAGAUCAGAGUACAUUUUUAUACAAAUUUCUAACAAGAGUAUAUCAAAAUAAAUCUUAACCUCAACGAAUUAUUAUCUCA
Lycium barbarum (goji berry) is the source of this 2213-nucleotide messenger RNA. Its product is annotated as F-box/kelch-repeat protein SKIP25-like. The record is from RefSeq and is a predicted model, not a curated record. Bases 151 to 1506 code for a protein of 451 amino acids. Gene Ontology annotation, molecular function: protein binding. Lineage: Eukaryota; Viridiplantae; Streptophyta; Magnoliopsida; Solanales; Solanaceae. The transcript has a single exon.